Molecule: messenger RNA, 1409 nt
Organism: Chaetomium strumarium
Lineage: Eukaryota; Fungi; Ascomycota; Sordariomycetes; Sordariales; Chaetomiaceae
Exons: 1
Coding region: 263-1168 (301 amino acids)
Source: RefSeq, a predicted model, not a curated record
AGCCACUUGAGCUGCACAAUGCCCACGGAAUCAAGGCUGUUAACCAGAGACUAAUACCAACAGUAUCGUGGGGGCCAAAUCUCGCUGCAUCACGAAACAACCGCCAGCCAACCAGGCCGUCAAUGGCUGGAUAGCAGCGGCGGAGAAACCUGUUAUCUUCCCCACUUCAGCUCACCAGUUGGCUGUGUUCUCCUUCCCUCCAGCAACUCUCUCCUCGUCUCUUUCCAACGCUAGGGCGUCGUUUAAUCACACUCUCUAAAAGAUGCGACUAGUAACCAACCAGGAGCUAAACGAACAUCGGGAGCCGGGCUGCUUGGCUGUUCUCACUGACCGAAAGUACUUACACGUGGGAAACUCGUGCAUCAAACGAACGCUCCGGCGGCAUGAAUGGAUAUCAAGCCGGGUAUCACCACCUUCGACCUUUCCCCAGCGGUGGAAGAACGACGCUGCCAUCCUCCAGUACCUUGCCACUCACACAAAUAUCCCGGUGCCGCGCCUUCAGUGCGUCUUCGAGGACGACGGAGCCUUUUACCACUGCACCGAGCUCGUCGAGGGAGUUACGAUGGACAGCCUGAGCGAGGGGGACAAAAAGGUCGUUAUACAGGAGCUGCUGCAGCAUGUCACGACCCUAAAAUCUCUGCGGUCUGACACCCCCGGCGUGCCUGGCGUGCGCGAAGCCGGCGGCAAAGCGGCCCCGUCGCUGCUCUGCGCGCCUGAACGUAUUUCCAAUCUCCAUUGGAAGCCCAACAGCUGCUGGCAGCCUCGGGGCAGUGUCAGAGGGGAUUUUGUCUUCUGCCACAACGACCUCGCGCAGCACAACGUGAUCGUGGACCGUGACACACUGAAAAUCAAAGCCAUCAUCGACUGGGAGUUUGGGGGCUUCUGGCCCGAGUGGUUUGAGCGGCCUUACUGGCAGCGGCCUGGUUCUAGCUGUGCCCUCGAGGGUGAGGAGGAUGACACGCAGCGUUGUCGCGACUGGCUUGUGAGCUACUGUGACGAGGUCGUGAUGCCCUACUUGCCGACUCUGCACGAAAAGCUUGGGAUUCCGAUCCGCGACGACCGAGGACUUACCUAUGGUUUGCCGGAUUCUCAGAGGAGAGAGACAACGUCGAUCAGCGAGGACGGCGCCGAGUCGACAAGUCGCGACCUAGGUCAGAACACGUAUUGAUGAGUAGAAAAGGAAUCUGGGAUUGGAAACUGGGGAGGUGAUGUCGUGGAGUCAUGCUCAGGAAGAAUGGGCGGAUAAUAGAGAAGACAAGUCAUGCAUCUGAAACUUGAGGUCCCUCCCCAUUUUUUUUUGUUUUUUUUUUAUUUUUAUUUUUUUGGUACCCAAGCUGGACCAGCCAGUGGCAAUGUUAUUCUGUUUUCCGCCUCGCAUGUUCAGUCCACUCAACUGCAGUCGACUAGCG